GAUCCCUGAACCCUCAGUCCCACUGGUAGGGGGCAUCUGCUUCCCACCUGCAGUCAGGCAGGCAGUUUGAUGCCAUUAUCAGGCUGGAAACAAGACCCCAUCUCUUGGGCGCCUCCACAAUGCCAGGUGAGGACUCCAUCAGCACGUUGGGCAUGAUCCUUGGAGUGGGACUGUCACUGCUACUCGUGUCCAUCCUUGGGUACAGUUUGGCCAAGUGGUACCAACGUGGGUACUGCUGGGACGGGCCUAAUUUUGUCUUCAACUUGUACCAAAUCCGGAAUUUGAAGGACUUGGAAGUAGGGCCACCCUUCACCAUCAGUGGCCACAUGAGCAGUCCAGAUAGUGGCUACAUGAAGUUCUCCAAUGAAAGAGUCUGAUGGAGAAGCAUCUAUUCUCUGGAGGUCAGGAGAGGUUCAGGCUAAUGUCUCCCAAGCACCUGCUUUGCUCAGUCUUCCAUGACCAUCAUAAUCAUCUCGAUGCUUCUUGAACUGUUUUCACCUGCAUUCAAAUGCUUUUUGGACAUGAAUGGAAAAGUUCUACUCAUUCAUGCAUUCAUUUAGUCA
Molecule: messenger RNA, 563 nt
Organism: Phodopus roborovskii (desert hamster)
Lineage: Eukaryota; Metazoa; Chordata; Mammalia; Rodentia; Cricetidae
Gene: Smim35
Product: small integral membrane protein 35
Exons: 5
Coding region: 120-377 (85 amino acids)
Source: RefSeq, a predicted model, not a curated record